AUGAAAUAUGAUGUGGCAAUUGUGGGGGCCGGCUCCGCCGGUUCGGUGCUGGCGGCCCGGCUGUCGGAAGAUCCGGGUUGCUCGGUGCUGUUAUUGGAAGCCGGGCCGGACUAUCCGGAUAUUGAUCGACUGCCCGACGAACUAAGAUACGGAUUCAACGCCGCUCCCGUACCACCCGCGGCUCGAACGGCCGGCGGCCACCCGGUCUCUUUGACCACCAGUCGCCAUAACUGGCAGUUCACGGCAACUGCAACCGACCUGGCGGCGCUUAUGUUGGUGCCCCGAGGCAGGGUUACCGGUGGCUCCAGCGCCAUUAAUUCCUCAGCUUUUUACCGUGGGGUUCCGGAAGAUUUUGACGCCUGGGCGUCCCGGGGUAACGACGAGUGGAGUUACGAAAAGGUCCUUCCAUUCUUUCGCAAAUUGGAAACGGACGUUGACCGGCACGGCGACUAUCACGGCUCCGAAGGGCCCAUCUUCGUCCACCAUGCCAACCCGGAUGCUUGGGACGCUGCCCAAAGAGCCUUCUUCAGCGCCUGCCGCGCCAACGGCUUUGCGGAAGCCCACGACCAUAACCAUCCAGACUCGAACGGGGUCGGCCCAGGCGUGACCAACAACCAUGACGGGGUGCGGUUCAGCACCGCCCUUGGCCUACUUGAGCCAGGCCCGCCAUCGACUUAA
Geodia barretti is the source of this 678-nucleotide messenger RNA. Lineage: Eukaryota; Metazoa; Porifera; Demospongiae; Tetractinellida; Geodiidae. The record is from the annotation of a GenBank genome assembly.